AUGCCGAGAAACAAAUUUCACGGCUUGAAGCGGCCGAAACUGCGCCAGUCCUGGUCCAAAUACAACCUCUUCAACCUCACCAAAGUCAGUACGCCCUCCGCCGCCAACAAGACCUUCUUCCAGCAGAAAUGGCUCGCCAAGUCGAUGACGCGGGGGUACCACAACCCCCAGAUCAAGGAGAAGCACUGGACGCGGAUGUUCGAUAGGAGGAUGCCGUCGGUAGUGCCUAUGGACUUUCGAUAUCUGGCGCAGAAUGAUGGGAGUGAGAUGGCGCUGGGGAGAGGCAGUGGACUGGAUGGAGGAGAGGAUGGAAGGGCAAGGCGGAAACAGAAGACGCCGUAUAUGAAUAUGGCGUUUCAUCCGCUUGAGCGACGGUUAGACACGGCGAUAUGGCGCGCGCUGUUUGCUUCAUCGACGAAGCAGGCGCGGCAAUUUGUGGUGCAUGGCGCUGUGAAGGUCAAUGGGAAGAAGAUGGUCUACCCUGGAUACCAGCUGAAUCCGGGCGACAUGUUCUCCGUGGAGGCGGACAAGGUGAUGUAUGCGACAGGGGCGAAGAAGAGGCGCAAGGACAGUCCAAAGUCGAUUCAGGAUAUUAAAGACCUUCGAGAGGAGCGGAGAGCGCUUGCGAGGGAACAGCAGCAAGAGAUGGAGGAGCAGGAGGAUAGUGAUGCUGGUGCUGCAACGCUCGAAUCCGAUGAGGAGCGAGAGGCGAUGUCCGGCAAACCCGAAGACCACGCAGACCCCAAGGUGGCGCUGAAGGGUUUGAUGAUGCGAGCACAGAAGAUCUUGGAUGAUUCGAAGAGGAAGCUAUCCGGGAAGAGACAGCAGGAGCUGAGGCAGUUCUCGCGAUCGAUCAAGAAGACGAUGUCGAAGCUGCGAGGAAUCGAGGAAGGGAAUGUUGAGGAUACUAUCGAUGGCCUGGAAUCAGGUCUGGCGGAGAUCUUGACGAAGAUACCACAAGACGAGCUGCCAAAGGAGGUGAAACUGGAUUCAGCUGCGGCGGCCGAGCAGCGCGACCAGGCUACUUCUGAGCCAGAAGAACCACAAUCAUCGGAACCAGCAGUAUCACGACAAACAGGCAAAGUUGACGAAUACCGAGCGCGAAAAGACGCCGAGCUACUUCACGCAGCCCUAGCACGAGCGAACGAGAACCCGAUCGACACAUCAAAGCCCUACGCGACGCCAUGGAGGCCGCGCGAGUUCAUGUCCGCCUUCGCGUUCAUUCCGAGAUACCUGGAAGUCAAUCAGAAUAUCUGCUCAGCUGUGUAUCUUCGGCAUCCUGUGGCGAGGCCUGGGUUGGCAGAGGUGCCUUCGCCGUUCCAUGGGGAGACGCUAGGGUUGGCGUUUAAUUGGUAUUUGAGGAGGAGGUGA
Molecule: messenger RNA, 1371 nt
Organism: Saxophila tyrrhenica
Lineage: Eukaryota; Fungi; Ascomycota; Dothideomycetes; Mycosphaerellales; Extremaceae
Exons: 2
Coding region: 1-1371 (456 amino acids)
Biological process (GO): ribosomal small subunit biogenesis
Cellular component (GO): mitochondrial small ribosomal subunit
Molecular function (GO): rRNA binding; structural constituent of ribosome
Source: RefSeq, a predicted model, not a curated record